AAUUAUCAUUUUUUUCUCAUCAUCAGUUGAAAUUAAAUUUAAUAGUGAAAAUUUAAAAAAUAAUUAGUGUAAUUUUUGUAAUUUUAUUAUAAAAACAAACGAUAUUUUUUAAUUACGAACGAUUACAAUUUAAACUUAUAUUUUAUACAUAGGAUUUUGACAGAUGAGAAUUACUGUGCGUAAUUCAUUGCCUCUUCAACAUCAGCAAGUGGCAGCUGAUUUUUUGCAUCACAGAGGACAAAAUGCGUCGUCGGCUUUGCAAAGAGGCUUAAACGGUUACAUGCAGAAUUUGUCAAGGUCACAGGACCUACCUCGGGGAAGUGUCGCGACAACGUCAAAUAAUCCACCACAUCCAUUAACAACACGUCGUACGCGAACUGUCAAAAUGGGCGCACCAAAAGAAAAACACAAAGACAAAUUAUUACCAAAAUGUUCUGUUAUUUAUUCAAAUUCUCAACAUGGUGAAAUUAUAAAUGAAAAAGAAAUUAUUUAUCAACAACCAGAUCAUUGUGCUCAAGGAUUUCCAAUUUUCGAGGAUAUUCGAAGGCAGGGUAAACUUUGUGAUGUAACGCUCAAGGUUGACGACCAAAGUUUUAGUGCUCACAGAAUUGUGUUGGCUGCAACAAUUCCUUAUUUUAAUGCAAUGUUCCUGAAUAAUAUGUCGGAAAGCAAACAAAAAGACAUAACUUUACAGGGAGUCGAUUCAGUUGCUUUAGAAGCAUUGAUAAAUUUUGCAUACAGCGGACGUAUUACACUUACAAAUGAAAAUGUUCAAAGUAUCAUGAUUGGAGCGUCUUUUUUUGCAUUACAUAAAGUUAAAGAUGUGUGUGCAGAAUUUUUACAAACACGUUUUCAUCCCCACAAUGUUUUGGGCAUAAGACAUUUUGCUGAUACAUUGAGCUGUGCAAUUUUAUUAGAACAAGCAAAUAAAUAUAUUCAACAUUAUUUUCAAGAAGUUUCCAUGGCCGAUGAAUACUUAAAUUUAUCGUUCUGUGAUUUAAAGGAAUUAGUUUCUAGCGAUGAAUUACAUAUAACAUCAGAGCAACAAGUUUUUGAAGCUGUUUUACGAUGGGUAAAACAUGAGGAGGAAAUGAGGGGUAAACAUUUACCUGAAUUACUUGCACUUGUGCGAUUGCCACUUUUAUCGCCGGAAUAUUUAGCUGAUCAUGUUGCAAAGGAAGAUCUUAUAAGAAGUUCUCAUCAAUGCAGGGAUUUAUUAGAUGAGGCAAAGGACUAUUAUCUUUUGCCACAUAGAAGAUAUUUGUUGGAUAGUUUCAAAUGUAGUCCUAGAUGUUGUAAUUAUACAAUGGGUCAUAUUUUUGCUGUUGGUGGAUUAACGAAAUUUGGCGAUUCUUUAAGUACAGUAGAGGUGUAUGAUCCAUUUACUGAAAAAUGGAAAACAUCAGAAGCAAUGACAAUGUUAAGAAGCAGAGUUGGCGUUGCUGUUCAUAAAAAUAAACUUUAUGCAUUUGGCGGUUAUAAUGGUUCCGAUAGACUUUCCACUGUUGAGGUUUAUCAUCCAAAUUUAAAAGCGUGGAAAAUUAUUGCUCCAAUGCACUGUAAAAGAAGUGCUGUAGGUACAGCUGCUCUUAAUGAUUUCCUCUAUGUUUGUGGAGGAUACGAUGGAGUUGCCUCUUUAGAUACUGUUGAGAGAUAUUGCCCUGAAACUGAUGUAUGGAAAAUGGUCAGUUCCAUGAAUAAGCAUCGCUCUGCUGGCGGAGUUGUUGCAUUUCAGGGUUACGUUUAUGCUUUAGGUGGUCAUGAUGGAUUAUCAAUAUUUGAUUCGGUUGAACGAUAUGACGCUCAAACAGACACAUGGACAGUGGUUAAACCAAUGUUGACAAGAAGAUGUCGUCUAGGAGUUGCUGCUCUUAAACGAAAACUCUACGUUUGCGGUGGUUACGAUGGAUCAACUUUCUUACAGUCCGUUGAAGCUUACGAUCCAGUAACUAACAAAUGGGAAUUUGUCGCACCAAUGACAGUAAGACGCAGUCGUGCUGCACUUGUGGCAAAUAUGGGUAAAUUAUGGGCAAUCGGUGGUUAUGAUGGUGAUUCAAAUCUUUCGACAGUUGAAGUUUAUGAUCCUGAUACAAAUACAUGGUCAUUCGCAACUCCAAUGUGCGCUCAUGAAGGCGGUGUUGGUGUUGGAGUAAUAUCGAUCUGUUAAUUAUAUUUAUAAUAAGCAUUUUUCAUAAUAGAUCAAAUUAAUUUGAAAUAUUUAAAAAUUUUAUCUAGUAAAAAAAAAACUAUUUUUAAUAUUAAUAUAAUUGUCAAAUUCUUGCCAUUUUGCAUGGCGAUUAAUUUUAUUUAAUUUGAUAAAGUUUUUGAUAAUACUUUAUUUCCUUCCCCUUUUAGAUAUAUACAUAUAUAUAAAUGUUAAUCGACGGCAAAUGAGAGAUAUUUUUACAUUUUACUGUGAUUGAAUUUGUAGGGUUUUUAUUUUUUUUUUUUGCAUUGAUCUCGAAAUUUUUUAUAUUCGCCAUUUAGAACUAUAAAUGUAUUUAUGUAAUAACGAUUUUAAUUAUUAAUUCGACUGUGAAUGCAUUGCAAUUGGAUCAAUGUUUAUAUUUAUAUAAUAUUAAUGUUUAUAAUUCUACGUCUUCGAAAGAGAAUAUAUUAUAUACUAAGUAACUUAAUUGUAAAUUGUGUAUAAAUUUUGAAGACGAAAAUUAUGUUUAUUCUGCAGAAGAUUUGAUCUUCUUGUUUUUCCAGCAGAGCAUUUAUAAAAUUAUUAAGUUCCGGAAAUUUGUAAAGCGAUAGUAUUGUGUAGUGAUAAGAGCGAUCAAAUAAUUCUUUAAAAUUAUUUAAAAAAAAUUUUUUUUUUACCAUUUUGAUAUUACAUUUUUAUGUUAUAUUAUUUUAAUUAAAAAUAGUUCCCCUUUUUUGUAAACCAUAAAACACAUAUAGGAGACAUUUUUUAUUUUUUUUACUAUUUGAAAACAUAACUAAAUUAUAUUACAAUAUGUGACAUCAAAUUUUUAUUGAUUUUUGGAUUAUUUUUUUAUUUGAUGUCCGAUAUUUUCUUGUAAAAUCAAGCGUUGUAAAUAAACAAUUGUUUUUACUUAAAAA
Messenger RNA from Leptopilina boulardi, 3069 nucleotides. It is a transcript of the gene KLHL18, whose product is annotated as kelch-like protein 18. Lineage: Eukaryota; Metazoa; Arthropoda; Insecta; Hymenoptera; Figitidae. The coding region runs from base 164 to 2167 and encodes 667 amino acids. The record is from RefSeq and is a predicted model, not a curated record. The transcript is spliced from 8 exons. Gene Ontology annotation, molecular function: protein binding.